Acanthoscelides obtectus is the source of this 213-nucleotide messenger RNA. The record is from the annotation of a GenBank genome assembly. NCBI's taxonomy places the organism in Eukaryota, Metazoa, Arthropoda, Insecta, Coleoptera, Chrysomelidae.
AUGGAACGCAACAUACUCUCUGGGUAUAUCGAACCUGCUCAUGUCAGUGAAUUUCAAUUUGAAAAUCAGCGUAGAACAUUUGCAAGCUAUGGGUAUGCUUUAGACCCUUCAGUUAGUGAAACUGGGCAGACUGGAGUCGAGGGGUCUACAGAUGAAGGAAAAAAUCCAGAUGCUAUCAAGACCGCCUCUGUUAUCCUGAGAACUGAGACUUAA